This is a messenger RNA of Aspergillus terreus NIH2624, 1200 nucleotides long. Its product is annotated as ATP-dependent RNA helicase eIF4A. The transcript is spliced from 4 exons. The coding region runs from base 1 to 1200 and encodes 399 amino acids. NCBI's taxonomy places the organism in Eukaryota, Fungi, Ascomycota, Eurotiomycetes, Eurotiales, Aspergillaceae. The record is from RefSeq and is a predicted model, not a curated record. Gene Ontology annotation, cellular component: nucleolus; catalytic step 2 spliceosome. Gene Ontology annotation, molecular function: ATP binding; RNA helicase activity; mRNA binding.
AUGGCGGACGGUAUCGACAGACGAGCUGAUGACCGCAUGGAGUUCAACACCUCCAAGGAGGUGACGGUCGCCCCGACCUUCGAGGAUAUGCACCUGAAGGAGAGCCUUCUCCGUGGUAUCUACGCGUACGGCUACGAGUCGCCCUCCGCGGUGCAAUCGCGAGCCAUCGUGCAGAUCUGCAAAGGCCGCGACACCAUCGCCCAGGCGCAGUCCGGUACCGGUAAAACCGCCACCUUUGCGAUCAGUAUCCUGCAGGUGAUUGAUACAGUUGUCCGCGAGAGCCAAGCGCUCGUCCUCUCCCCGACCCGCGAACUUGCGACGCAGAUUCAAUCCGUGAUCAUGGCACUGGGCGACUACAUGAACGUGCAAUGCCACGCGUGCAUUGGCGGCACCAACAUUGGCGAGGACAUCCGCAAGCUGGACUACGGCCAGCACGUCGUCUCGGGCACUCCGGGCCGCGUGGCAGACAUGAUCCGGCGGCGCCACCUGCGCACCCGCCACAUCAAGAUGCUGGUGCUGGACGAGGCAGACGAGCUGCUCAACCGCGGGUUCCGCGAACAGAUUUACGACGUCUACCGGUACCUGCCGCCGGCGACGCAGGUGGUGGUGGUAUCGGCGACGCUGCCGUACGACGUGCUCGACAUGACGACCAAGUUCAUGACGGACCCGGUGCGGGUGCUGGUGAAGCGUGACGAGCUGACUCUGGAGGGCAUCAAGCAGUACUUCAUUGCGGUCGAGAAGGAGGAGUGGAAGUUCGACACGCUGUGCGAUCUCUACGACACCCUGACCAUCACGCAGGCCGUGAUCUUCUGCAACACCCGCCGCAAGGUCGACUGGCUCACCGACAAGAUGCGCGAGGCCAACUUCACCGUCUCCAGCAUGCACGGCGAGAUGCCCCAGAAGGAACGCGACAGCAUCAUGCAGGACUUCCGCCAGGGUAACUCGCGUGUGCUGAUCUCCACCGACGUCUGGGCCCGUGGUAUCGACGUCCAGCAGGUCUCUCUCGUCAUUAACUACGAUCUCCCUACCAACCGUGAAAACUACAUCCACCGUAUCGGUCGCAGCGGCCGUUUCGGCAGAAAGGGUGUUGCCAUCAACUUUGUUACCAGCGACGAUGUGCGCAUUCUGCGGGACAUUGAAUUGUACUAUUCCACGCAGAUCGACGAAAUGCCUAUGAACGUGGCGGAUCUCCUUUCGUAA